Molecule: messenger RNA, 1998 nt
Organism: Aspergillus mulundensis
Lineage: Eukaryota; Fungi; Ascomycota; Eurotiomycetes; Eurotiales; Aspergillaceae
Product: transcription factor domain-containing protein
Exons: 3
Coding region: 1-1998 (665 amino acids)
Biological process (GO): regulation of DNA-templated transcription; DNA-templated transcription
Molecular function (GO): DNA-binding transcription factor activity, RNA polymerase II-specific; zinc ion binding; DNA binding
Source: RefSeq, a predicted model, not a curated record
AUGCCUCCGACCAGGACUUCCAGCACCUCGCAGCAGAGCCCGAGCAUCUGCUUCAACUGCCACAAGAAACAGCUGAAGUGCAACCUCGGCCGCAAGACGCCCUGCUCCAACUGCGCCAAAGACAGCGCAAAAUGCGUUCCGUACAACAGGAAGCGAAAAGACGCGCCCGAUCGCGAUGAUCCGAAAGCCCGAAGAGACAGCAAAGACGGAGGCCGAAAGGACAAGGACAAGGGAAAGGACAGGGACAAGAGCAAGGACAAGGGCAAGGAUGAUGGACACAAGAAGCGGAAGGAAGGCGGAUCGCUCGCUCGCGACCUCGACGCCAUCGUCAGAAUCGACCCCAUCGAUACAACCCGCGGGCGAUAUCUCGGCCGGUCGGUCAACUUCGACGAGCCCAUGCAGACGCCCGUGCUGGCGAAAGAGAACCCUCUGAUCUCCGCCGCCGACCUGCAGCUGCUCCGCGAGCAGGACGCCUUCACGCUCCCGACCAACCAAGUCCAGCACGAGCUGAUCACGACGUUCCUGGAGUACGGCCACACCUGGACUCCGAUCAUCGACCCAGCCUGGCUGACCGGGUCUGCUCCCUCGUUCCUCCUGCUGCAAGCCCUCUUCGUCGCCGCCAGCCGCAUGAGCCCGCAGCCCAACGACUACGGUCCGCCCGAGGACUUUUACCGUCGGGCAAAGCUGCUCUUCUUCUUCGGCAUCGAGCGCGACCCGUUGAUCCAGUUGUCUUCGGCGCUCCUGCUGCACUGGUAUAACCCGGUCGGGGCGAAUACACUUGUCACCGACACCAGUGCCUUCUGGCUGCGGACGGCCGAGUCGAUCGCGUUCCAGGUUGGACUGCACAAGGAGCCGGACGGGGGCGAUCGGCAGAAGAGCCUGCGGCGGCGGUUGUGGUGGACGAUGGUGCUGCGCGACUGCAUCACGUCCGCAGAGACCGGCCGACCGCGCACCCUCAACCUCAGCGACAGCGACAUCUUCCCUCCCUCAAUCGACGACUUCCCCGAGCCAGACGCAGAGGCACGGAUCUUCCCUGCCUCGGUCGCAAUCUCCCAGCGCCUGGGCGAGACGGUGGAGCUGUGCCUUCGGAACGAGCUGACAGCCGAGCACAAGCGCUCGCUCGAAGACUCGCUCUUCCGCUGGGCGAAGCAGGACUUCCCCAGCGUGGCCGGCCCGUUCCCAGGCUACUCGAUGGAAGCACGGCAAGUGGCCAUCGCCUACCUCGCCAACCUGAUCAUCCUGGACCGCGCGGCCUUGGACGGCCUCCUGUCUGCCCGCUCCGUGCUAGCGGGCUCCUUCAUCGUGGGGAUCUUCCGCGAGUUCCUGCAAAGCGACUACCUCUGCCGGCUGGGGUCCGGCUUCGCAUUCUACGCCUCCUGCGCCGGCCUAAUCCUCAUCCCCGCAGGGCGAAUCGACAACGCAGUACUGCAAGAGCUAAUCGGCGAAGAAAUCCUCAUGCUCAAAGCAGCACUGCACAUCCUCUCCAGACAAUGGGGCACCGCCUCGGACAGCCUGCGCACGCUGCGGAGCGUCGGAAAAGCCAAGCACGGCAAACGCCUCCACCUAGACCUGAGCCGAAUGGACGAGACGCGCGCGUUCUUCGAGCCGUUCGACAAAACCUGGUGUCGGCUGUGGGCGCCCCUGGUCGAAAACGACGGCAGCCAGCAUGUGUCGCGCAGGCGGGUCGAGAAGCAGAAGAGCGUGCUGGAGCCGUAUGCGAUUGCGCAGGCCAAUGCGUGGGACAUUCCGCCUGUUCCGGUCGAGUAUCCGGACCCUCCUAGCAAAGGGUCUGGCUCUGGCUGUGCGGACUUGGGAGGGGCGUGGCUGCUGCGGAGUGCGCAGGCUCAUGCUCACUCUCACUCUCACUCUCACUCUCACUCUCAGUCGCAGUCUCACCCUCAGUCUCAGUCUGGAGGGUCACGAGAUCGAGGUCAUGCAAGCAGUGGCAGUGGCAGAGGCAGUGGUGCACCCCUGCCUGGCUCCGAGAGGAGAGGCUAG